AUGGAAAAUCAAGCUAGCCAAGGCUCUCAAGGUUUGACACCCUCAACAACAUUUGUUCAAGCAGAUGUUAAGGACGUCCAAGAGUUGGUUCAGUGCUUAACCAGAGCACGUGGCGAUCAGCAAACACGAACUGUAGGUGCAGCAACUGAUGCAGCUAAUGAAGGGGUACCUUUGAAGGUCACAGGAGGAGCCAGGAGACCAACUUCAAGGCUCCAUGAGAGAUGGCAACACACAAGGCCCAAGCUGCAGAUGGUAAUUAAUAAACCGGGUUCUCAAUCCAACUCUGGUACAUUUUUUCUUCAACCAGCUGGAUUCGGCUUUCCUUCACCUACUGAGCAAGCCUUUUCCCCUUCCAACAAGUCUGCUAACUCUAGUUCCGCAAGUCCUUUGUCCACCCCAACUAAGAUUUUGUCCAGCAACAUUUCCAUCUUGAAUGAUAAAAAGGAAGGUACAACACUCGUUAAAGUAAACAACAAAGAUGUGGAACAGAAAGCAAUUAAAGAGAAACACUUCUAUUUGAUUUCACCCCGGUCUAAACCAGGAAAUUCUGAACCGGAGUUGCUCACCUUGUUUCCACUAACUUCUCCCAAAACAGCUCAUGAAUCUUCUUAG
Molecule: messenger RNA, 612 nt
Organism: Nelumbo nucifera (sacred lotus)
Lineage: Eukaryota; Viridiplantae; Streptophyta; Magnoliopsida; Proteales; Nelumbonaceae
Product: VQ motif-containing protein 31-like
Source: RefSeq, a predicted model, not a curated record